Glycine soja is the source of this 1908-nucleotide messenger RNA. RefSeq names its product dof zinc finger protein DOF1.4-like. Gene Ontology annotation, molecular function: DNA binding; DNA-binding transcription factor activity. The transcript is spliced from 2 exons. The record is from RefSeq and is a predicted model, not a curated record. Bases 153 to 1214 code for a protein of 353 amino acids. Lineage: Eukaryota; Viridiplantae; Streptophyta; Magnoliopsida; Fabales; Fabaceae. Gene Ontology annotation, biological process: regulation of DNA-templated transcription.
UGCUGGUCGACAACUUCAAAUUUUCAGUGUCUCACUCCCUCUGUUAAAGCUCACAUCACAUUACAUUACUAUCUAAAACCUACAAGCAAGACUUAAUAUCUGUUCUUUGUCUGCUUACUCUUUGUUUUCAAGGAUUCCUUCGAACGAGCAAAAUGUCGGCUAACUGUGAGAAAAUGGUAGCCAUCCCUCCAACGACCAACCAAUGGCUACAGGUGGAUGAUCACAAGGUCUUGAUGGGUUCCAAUGGUGGAAGUAGUAACAAUAAUAAGGUAAUGGAAAAACCAGGUCAAAAUCAACUUGUGCAGCAGCAGCAACAUCCAGAAACCCUCAAGUGCCCUCGUUGUGACUCAUCAAACACCAAGUUCUGCUACUACAACAACUACAGUUUGUCUCAGCCUAGACACUUCUGCAAAGCCUGCAAGCGCUAUUGGACAAGAGGUGGAACCCUCAGAAACGUUCCUGUUGGUGGAGGCUGCAGAAGAAACAAGCGUGUAAAGCGUCCAAUAACAAGCCCUUGUUCUGCCGCCAUUGACACUGCUUCUAAUUCUUCUAACUCUUCUUCUGCUCCCACUGCUGCUGCUUCACUACAACCCCAGAUCGACACUGCUUCAACCUCAAAUCACAUCAACCCUUUGUUCUAUGGAUUACCAAGUAGCUCUAGCGAUGUGAAUCUUCCAUUGUUCUCUAGGUUCGGUUCUAGAAUCUCCAGUUCCGGGUUUGAUCUUCAGUUGAAUAAUGCCCUUGGAUUAGGUUUUUCAUCCGGGGUUUUGUCCAAUGAAGCUAGUGAUAAUAACGGUUACAGAAGCGGGUUUGGUUCAAACAAUAUGCUUCUUUCAAGUUAUACAUCCACUACUACUACUACUCCAGCUAUGUCUUCUCUUUUGCUUCAACAGAAGUUCAUCAGUGGUGGAUUGAAAAAUGAUGCUGAUAGCAGCAACACUUUCCAGCAUGGCUUAAGCUUAACCUCACUAGAGCAGUUGCAAAUAGCAAGUGAUCAUAGCAGUGAGGCAGGGAUGGUGGCAUUAAAAGAUGUGAAAGUAGAAUUAGGACAAAACAACAACAGGUUGGAGUGGAAUGGUGGUGCUUUCCAAAGCCAGAUCCAGCAUGUGGGCUUGUACGAUCCUUUGCUUUAUUGGAAUAAUUCAGCAACAGCUUUGGGUGUUUGGAACGAUCAAGCUGCUAAUAUUGGUUCAUCAGUCACUUCUCUGAUCUAGAAAAAUACAAUCCAAUCGAAUGAAGAAGUAUGGUUUUCAAGUUUGUCUCCCCCUUCUGUCUUGUUGCUGCUACUUUUUUCUUUUGUUUUGUUUUUCUUCUUUUUUUUGGGCCAAAAUGGGAAAUUAAAGGGAGGAAAUUAAGGUGAUACUUGUAAGAAAAUGGGAAAGCAAAAGGUGAGAGGAGUUUGGAUCGGAGCGAUCAUGUCAGCUGAAUCCUGCAAAUAUAUAUAAAUUUCUCUUACAAGAUUGGGAAAAGAAUUGCAUAUAUUGCUCUGAGAGGAACCUGGGAUCCUCUUCUCUCAUCUUCUCACAGUUGCUGCGCAGUGUUCUCUACGGAAAUCCUUUCUGUUGAAUUAAAGUUCCCCAUAGUUAAGUAAGUUGGUCUUUCAUUUUGUUAUGUACAUAUGGAUGACAUUUCUUUUCUUUUUCUUAUCUUGUAAUGAACCAGCUGUGGUUAGCUAGGUGGGGUAGGGGAUUUACUGGGUAUGAUGCUGUCCUUGAAUAAAGGAACUAAUAUUGGUUUCAUUUUUGUUAACUUUGUGAUGAUUUUUGUUUUGGAUAGGGAGAAUGGGAAUAUAUUGGGUAUAAUGGUAUAGAAGAGAGGGGGAUUAUUUACUUGGUUUUAGAUGAUUAAUGAGUUAAUGUAUGUCGGUGGUUUAAUUUGGUGCUUAUAUGUGUUCAACCUCGUUCUAUC